Molecule: messenger RNA, 1119 nt
Organism: Puccinia graminis f. sp. tritici CRL 75-36-700-3
Lineage: Eukaryota; Fungi; Basidiomycota; Pucciniomycetes; Pucciniales; Pucciniaceae
Exons: 7
Coding region: 1-1119 (372 amino acids)
Biological process (GO): tRNA wobble position uridine thiolation
Cellular component (GO): mitochondrion; cytosolic tRNA wobble base thiouridylase complex
Molecular function (GO): tRNA binding
Source: RefSeq, a predicted model, not a curated record
AUGGCGCCAUGCGUACUCUGCUCGACUCUAUCAGCCGAAAACAGACCCAAAGUACCACGGAGAGCGAUCCUCAAACGACCCAAGACCGGCCAGGCGAUCUGUCGAGAAUGCUUCUAUCUGAUCUUCGAGACUGAAAUUCAUCACACCAUCCUCGGAUUGGGAAAUCAAGAGAAACGUCGAGCUGAGGAGAAGAGAACAUCACUAGAAAGCACGCAACAGGAUCAGGAACUGUCCAACACGGAGAAUGGGAGGAUGAUGUUCAAAAAAGGAGAGAAGGUCGCUAUCGCCGCCAGUGGUGGAAAAGAUUCGACCGUCUUGGCUCAUGUCAUGACGACUCUUAAUGAACGUUACAAUUACGGCUUGGAUCUUUACCUGCUAUCAAUCGACGAAGGCAUCACAGGAUACCGAGACGACUCUUUGGAGACGGUUAAGAGGAACUCGAGCCAAUAUUCACUCCCAUUGAAAGUACUGUCCUACAAUGAACUAUAUCAAGGUUGGACGAUGGACAAGGUGGUAGAAAACGUGGGCAGGAAGAGCAACUGUACCUUCUGUGGUGUGUUCAGACGGCAGGCUUUGGAUAAAGGUGCCGACCUGUUGAAAGUCGACCAUAUCGUCACUGGCCACAAUGCGGAUGAUGUGGCUGAGACUGUUCUCAUGAAUGUUCUGCGUGGUGAUAUCGCUCGAUUGGAAAGAUGCACUGAAAUCACUACUGGUGGCACUGCCAAGGGCACUUCCGGCAUCCCUGUCAAGCGGAGCAAACCAUUCAAAUAUGCCUAUGAGAAAGAAAUCGUGAUGUAUGCUUAUUUUAAGAAGUUAGAUUACUUUUCGACUGAGUGUACUUAUUCACCCGAAGCAUAUCGAGGACACGCCAGAGCAUUAGUGAAAGACUUAGAACGUCUGCGUCCGUCUGCGAUCCUAGACAUAAUCUACAGCGGAGAAUCGAUGGCAAGUGCUGUCAAGAGCAACGUCAAACGUCCCACCCAACAAUCUUGUUUGAGAUGCGGCUCCUUGGCUAGUCAGUUGCUGUGUCAGGCAUGUGCUCUGAUUGACGGCUUGAACGCCAGUAAUAACAAGCUUGGAUCCUCCGAGGCUAAGGUCCACACCUGUGGAGCUGAAUAA